UCAGAGCCGCUCAGCCAUCAGCAGAGCAACGCGCGAGCGGUCUCCAGAGAGUCAGCGCCGGGCCGGGCGGGCAGGCGGGCGGGCACGCGGGAGCAGGUGGAUUCCGGAUCACUUGCUCGAGACUAGUGGAUGGAAUUUCGGGGGAGCGGGGAGCCGCGUGGCCGUGAUGUUCCAGCCUCCAUCUGCACUGCGAUAAAAAAAAAAGAAGAGCAGAGCUGACAGGCGGAGUGUGCGCCAACAGCAGGGUAGCUGACGGUAAAUGAGUGGCCAUCACCAUGCACCCUGGGAUAUAUGGGAUGCUGGAGGAGUGGGAGGAUGGGGACCAGGAGAUCAACAUGGACUUCCUGCUGCCAACUGGGAUCUUCCUCAAAUUCCCUGUGUCUCGCAAUGACACUAUCAAACACAUCAAAGAGAUGGUUUGGCGAAAUGCCAGAAGCGAGGCUCUGUUCAGUGGACUGGGUGACCCGGACGGGUAUGUGUUCACCUGCAUUAACCAGACGGCCGAGAGGGAGGAGCUAGAGGAGGAGUUCCGGCGGAUAAGGGAUGUGAAGCCUUUCAUGUGUGUUCUGAGGCUGGUGGCAAGGGAGGGUAACAGACAAGAAAAACUCACCAACACCCAGAUCACCCAGCUCAUUGGCAAAGGUCUGCAUGAGUUUGAGACCCAGAAGAACCACGAGGUCAAUGAGUUUCGAACAAAGAUGAGGACGUUUUGUGAAGAAAAAGCUCUGGAGAGGCAAUAUUUACCAUGGCAACGAUGGCUUGAGUACAGCUUCCCAUGUGACCUGGAGCCAUGCCGCACGCCGUCUGGGUUUGGGAGUGUGAAGAUGAAAAGCUCAAAGAUUUUCAUCAAUGUCAAGUUUGAGGCUUCUGAUGAAAGCUUCAUGUUGCAGCAGGACUGUCAUGACCUUCCCGUGGCGCUGAUGAAGAGCGCUCUGAAGAAGAAGGCCACCGUCUUUCGCUCGCUGAGGCAGGAGCCUGAGGACUAUAUCCUACAGGUCAACGGGAGAUGGGACUUCAUCUAUGGGAAACACCCACUCUGCCAGUUUAAAUACAUCUUCUCGUGCUUGAGAAAUGGUCAGAACCCCCAGCUCACCAUGGUGCACCACUCCACCGUCAGCAGGUUCCAGGAGGAGCAGAGCAGAAUGUGCAACCAGAUGUUUAAGAGUCGCUCCCUGUCCAGACCUCCUCCUCUGCCCCUGAAGAGGCAAAAUACCUCCUCUUUGUGGUCCAUUAAUGAGCCCUUCUACAUUCAGCUGCUGCAGGGCAGCCGCGUCAAUGCAGACGAAGGCAUGAAGCUUGUGGUGCAGGCCGGCCUGUUCCACGGCAGCGAGCUGCUCUGCAAGGUGGUGACGAGCUUGGAUGUGACGGUGUGCUCGGAGCCGCUGUGGGACCAAAGGCUGGAGUUUGACAUAAAUGUGUGCGACCUGCCCCGCAUGAGCCGCUUGUGCUUCGCGCUCUACGCUGUCAUUGAGAAAACCAAGAAACCCAAAAGCACCAAAAAGAAGAAUAAAAAAGCGGACUGUCCAAUAGCGUGGGUUAAUACCAUGGUGUUUGACUACAAGGACCAGUUAAAGACAGGGGAAUUUCUCCUAUCUAUGUGGCCAUCUGUACCUGAUGACAAAAGCGAUCUGUUGAACCCGAUGGGGACAGUGGAGAAGAACCCCAACGUGGACAGCGCUGCUGGUCUUCUCAUUCGGUUCCCCAACAUUCGUCCCCAUCCUCUCUAUUAUCCAUCACUCGAAAAGAUAAUUGACUUUGAGAAGAAUGGAGACGUGGCGUGUACCCAUAAGGAAGAGCACCUGAAACUUAAAGAAAUCAUGGACAACAAACAUUACACAGAGUUUUUCGAGGAUGAGAAAGAUCUUCUGUGGAAGCUCCGCACAGAAAUCCGCGAGCACUAUCCGGAAAAUCUGUCCAAGCUGCUCCUCGUCACUAAAUGGAACAAAAGGGAGGAUGUUGUUCAGAUGGUGAGUUUACUGAAGAAAUGGCCUGACCUUCCUGCCAUUCAUGCCCUGGAACUCUUGGACUACAGUUUUCCCGACCCAGCUGUCCGCUCCUUCACUGUCCGCUGCCUGAGGAAGCUCAGUGAUGAUGAGCUGCUGCAGUACCUCAUCCAGCUGGUCCAGGUCCUGAAGUAUGAGUCCUACCUGGACUGUGACCUCACCACCUUCCUGCUAGAGAGGGCCUUAUCGAAUAGGAGAAUAGGACACUUUCUCUUCUGGCAUCUUAGGUCAGAAAUUCACGUGGCAUCUGUAAGUUUGCGCUUUGGCCUUAUUUUGGAAGCAUACUGCCGGGGAAACAUCCACCACAUCAAGAUUUUAAACAAACAGAAUGAAGCUCUGGCCAAAAUGAGGGCCCUGAGCGACUUUGUCAAGUCAGGCUCCCAGAAAAUGACCGUAGAGGACUUGAAGCUGUGCAUCAGACAGGAAACCUACAUGGAGGCCCUGUCAGACUUGCUGUCGCCGCUCAACCCCAGCAUCAUCCUCACAGAGAUCUGUGCAGACAAGUGCAGAUUUAUGGACUCAAAGAUGAAACCUCUCUGGCUGAUGUACAAGAACCCCUCAACCCCAGGAGACAUGGUGGGCAUCAUUUUCAAAAACGGCGAUGAUCUUCGGCAAGACAUGUUGACUUUGCAGAUGAUUCAGCUCAUGGAGAAUAUGUGGAAGAAAGAAGGCCUGGAUCUCAGGAUGAUCCCAUACGGCUGCUUGUCCACGGGGAACAAAAUGGGACUCAUUGAAGUCGUGAAAAACUCUGACACCAUUGCAAACAUUCAGCUCAACAGCAGUAACAGUGCAGCCACAGCCGCCUUCAACAAGGAUGCCCUGCUCAAUUGGCUUAAAUCUAAGAAUCCUGGUGACAAGCUUGAACAAGCAAUAGAGGAGUUUACAUUGUCCUGUGCUGGCUACUGUGUAGCUACAUAUGUGUUGGGAAUUGGAGAUCGCCACAAUGACAACAUCAUGAUCAGAGAAACUGGACAGCUGUUUCACAUCGACUUUGGCCAUUUCCUGGGCAACUUCAAGCGUAAACUUGGGAUCAACCGAGAGCGGGUUCCUUUCAUCCUGACAUAUGACUUUGUGCAUGUGAUCCAACAAGGAAGGACGAACAACAGUGAGAAGUUUGAGAGAUUUAGGGAGUACUGUGAGCAGGCCUACAAGAUCUUGUGCAGAAAUGGGAUGCUGUUCGUCAACCUCUUCGCCAUGAUGAAGGCUGCAGGGCUGCCUGAGCUCACCUGCUUCAAAGACAUUCAGUAUCUAAAGGACUCCUUAGCUUUGGGCAAAUCCGAGGAUGAAGCACUGAAGAACUUCAAAGUAAAGUUUAACGAAGCUUUGCGAGAGAGCUGGAAGACGAAGGUCAACUGGAUGAUGCACUCCUUAGCCAAAGAUAACAGAGCAUAAAGACUACUGCAUCAGUGUAAUGUGCCAACAAUUUCAGACUUUUAUUUAUUGGCCUGAAAAGGGAAAAAAAAACAUUCAAAGAUAUUUUAUAUUUUAGACGGUAUUUAAAGAGAGACUUUAGUAAAUGUUUACAAGAGUCUGAACUGCUGAUGGUAAAUCCCAAAGUAUAGGCUUCAGAAAAACACGAGGAGAUUAUAUAGUUGAUCGUUCCAAGAAGCUACUGUCUUAUUUGUCAUCUUUCUCCAAACUACUAAUGGAAUGCCUUCGCCAUGGUAACGAGAUAACCCAGUUCAAGCAUCUAUUUUAAAACUGCUUCUCGUAAGCUAACUGCUCAAAGUGCCAUAAGUCACCGAAGGAGAAAGUUCAUCUUGCAAACGACAUUACUCAGCAGGGAGAAGGCUGCAAACAACCAGCAUCAUUACCUGCAACCCCGCCGAGUCACAGAGUACGAAAAUGAACUGGCCGGGUAACCUCAGGACAUUUGUAAGGUUUACAACUCUUGAUGUCUCUUGCAUUUAUUUUCUACCGCCUUUUACAGUUUUUUGUGGUAUUUUAUUUAAUUAUGUUCAUUUUAAGCACUUAUGAAGGUCAUUUUGAAAAAUCUUUGUGUUUCAAAAGUUGUUACUUGUGGUAAAGGAGAACGAAAUGUCCAUCUGUUCAUACAAAUACUGUACAGCAUUUAUGGUCCGUUGAGCUUGUUAAUGGGAUUCCUUCUAAGAAGGGCUUUUGCCCUAGAAGAGAAUAUAUGAAGUACGACAGAACACUUUCAAGGAACUGUCAAUAGAAAAACAGUUAGCAGCUCCUUUGUCAUGUUUGCCCUUCUGGGGAUCCUCAGAAAGAAGUCUUAAUACUCAAAUGAAGGUCUGCAUCCAUGUGCAGGCCCUCAUACCUUGAAGCUGAGCCCCCUCUCUACACGUUCCCCUUGGAUGCAGAGGGGCUCCAGGUCCGAUUUUCCCCCUUCUGAAAUCUACAAGAACCUCUUUGGUGUUACAGAUAAAGAAGAGCAGGUCGUGGUCCUCCCCUCUGAUUACUCAUCACUAUUUGCUUUCAUUGCCGCUAGAGAUGAGUCCCACCGCAGUUGCCUAUGUCCUAACAGAGAUGAACAUUUUAACAUGAGUUUCUCGCUAUUUGUUAGUUGUUUUUUUAGGUGUUUUUUGUUUUUUUUGGCAAAACAGACGUUUGAAUAUUAAUCUGAAAUCCCAUCUGGCCUUUAUCAUGCAAUAAAGGGGGGGUUAUCUGUUAUAGAUUUUGAAAACUCAUGUCAAAUAGCAACUAAACUUAGAUUAGCCUCUGAAAGGCAGGGGAACUAAAGGGCAAGCUAUCUCAGCUCUUUCUCCUUCUCUAACUUUUUUUUUUAAAUGUCUAAACAUUUUCUUUAUCUUAAAACAGUUGUUAACAACUUGAAAUAGAAAUGGCCUCAAGCAAGCUCAGAGCUUUAUGUGAUGACAAAUCAAAGAAACAGGCAAUCCAGGCACUGAAAAAAUUGUCAUAGACUUAAAAUUCUGUUUUUUUUAACUUCCUUUUUGGCGUUUGCUGGAUUAUAAAUAUGUAUGUACUUUUAUCAGAAGAAGUUUUUUGUGUAUGUGAGUGGGCAUUAGUGAGCUUGUGUGGUUUUGCAGUUUUGACCAUGUGUGCCAGGUGCCAAGAAAGAGAUUUCAUUCCUACCAUAACGUCAUGCAGCACAGAUAUGUAUUUAUAAAGUGAAAAUGAGCCCGUAUGCUGUAUCGUUUCUUUUAAAAGUGCUUUUUAUGACUUUAAAUGCUGUAAAUUAUGUUAUCUGUUCUAACCUGAGAAGGACUUGAACGAAUUCAUGGAUUUAUUUUGGGGAACAGUAAAGAUGCUUUACUCUUAUACAAAUUGCAAAACAACGUUUCCCUACAGAAGAAUAAGUGUAGCUGCAGAUUAUGCAAGUCAUAAGUUUCAAAACCUAAAGUAUUUACUGUUGAAGUUAAACAAUACUUAUCCAUUAAUACUUGCUCCAAUUAUUCUAGCUGCUUUGGGUAAAAAAGAUGAAGCUACAUUUGACAGAAAACAUAAUGUUGAAUUUAUUGCAAUCUGUGGUUUUUCAAAUGGCAGAAACUUGUGAGGGUUUGAGCUUGAUUUUAAAUAUGUGCAGCUAAAACAAAUAUUCUGUCGUCAGCUGUGAACCUGUUUAUCCGCAUCUUGUGUCAGUGGGACAAAACGUGCCAAAUAAAAAGUUUUCAACCAGAAGGCCUGCUGAAGAUCUGA
Molecule: messenger RNA, 5624 nt
Organism: Oryzias latipes (Japanese medaka)
Lineage: Eukaryota; Metazoa; Chordata; Actinopteri; Beloniformes; Adrianichthyidae
Gene: pik3cd
Product: phosphatidylinositol-4,5-bisphosphate 3-kinase, catalytic subunit delta
Biological process (GO): phosphatidylinositol 3-kinase/protein kinase B signal transduction; phosphatidylinositol-mediated signaling; phosphatidylinositol-3-phosphate biosynthetic process
Cellular component (GO): cytoplasm; plasma membrane; phosphatidylinositol 3-kinase complex
Molecular function (GO): 1-phosphatidylinositol-3-kinase activity; 1-phosphatidylinositol-4-phosphate 3-kinase activity
Source: RefSeq, a predicted model, not a curated record